Messenger RNA from Pelobates fuscus (common spadefoot toad), 3247 nucleotides. RefSeq names its product artemin (gene ARTN). The transcript has 5 exons. Gene Ontology annotation, molecular function: glial cell-derived neurotrophic factor receptor binding; growth factor activity; receptor tyrosine kinase binding. Lineage: Eukaryota; Metazoa; Chordata; Amphibia; Anura; Pelobatidae. Bases 184 to 1179 code for a protein of 331 amino acids. The record is from RefSeq and is a predicted model, not a curated record. Gene Ontology annotation, biological process: peripheral nervous system development.
GAUCACAGAGGCAGCCUGCUUGGAAGAGAAGGGAAGCGAGCAAGGCACUCAUCGAGCGCUGGGCUCAAGGGCUGUUGGGAUCCAUCCAUUCUGUGGCAGAGGAUUCCCUUACUGCUGUACUGGGACAGGAAAGAAUAUUAUGGUGCUUUGGAACGGAAUAUAAACUGGGCUCAUCCCCUGGAGAUGCUCAGUUUUGGGCAGGGGGACCACGCUGUCACGUCGCAUCACUGGUGGAGCAAGCAUACACACAUUCUCAAGGAACUGUACACGAACACAAGAGACCAUGGUCAGAGCUGUUGGGAGGACACAUUGAAUGCAUCAGGGGUGCAGUUUCCUGAAUGGAAGAGAGAUCCGGCAAGGUCUACAGAGCUUGGAACUAGUCUCAUCACACCUUUCUCUGGGAUCUGCUACUCCAAGAUAAGUCAAAGGGGCAAUACUUCCAAACCAGCGAACAGAAACACAGGACAUAUUAACAACGGAAUCAAUCUGUUCAUGGGAAGAGGAUCCCUGUCUGUUACAUCCCCUCCCUGGAGCUGUAAGGUAACGCUCUGGUUCUUUCUGGCAUUGCUGCUGAUCUUGUCAGCAAUGAUAACCGGAUCGCCCACCCCAGGUAUUUAUAUGGAAGGUCAGACCAGCCUUGAAACAAAGUAUGACAUCUUGGUGACGGACAGUCCUGAUGAUAUAGAGCCAACACAGGAGGAGAAAACAGAUCUGGACAUCAGGACCACACCGAGUCCUCAUUAUGAGAACACAACUUUUGCAAGACUUAUUGAUGAUGAGCUAGCAGACCGUCUACCGCGUUCUGUUCGUGCUACAGUGGGGUCUGCAAAGCAUCGAAGGAAUAAGAAGAAGUCCUCGAACGGUGGUGGUGAAGAUAAAAGUGGCAAAGGCUGCAGUCUGAAGAGUCUGACGAUCAAAGUUGAAGACCUGGGUUUGGGCUACAAAUCAGAUGACUAUAUUACAUUUCACUACUGCAGUGGGACCUGCCAAAACAAACGUACUAAUUAUGAUCUUACCCUCGCACACCUGAUUAAAGGAAACCACCUCAGCCGUGGACGGGUUAGCAGCCACCCAUGUUGUCGUCCUACGAGUUAUGAACCUGUUAACUUCUUGAACGAAAACAUCAAAUGGCAAGAAGUACCGGCAAUAUCUGCUGCUGGCUGCGAGUGUGUUGGUUGAUUUUGUUGCCCAUGCCAGAGCAUCAGAAUUAAAUAAAACAAAACACAUGUGCAUCUAGCUUAUGGCUACAAGGUCAGAGUAAGCAGCACACAGACUGAGGGCUCCAGGAGUCUGCUGUCAGCUGGGAGAUGUGGCAGGCGGUGAGAGGUUUGAAGUGGCUCCACUGGAAGACGUAGACAGGGAACGUGAAUGGAAGCAAUGGAUUGGACGAUAGAAUUUACAGAGCUUUACUGCAACCAUGAAAAUGCAUGAACUGAGUCAACCUGAAUGUGAGAUUAUGUAGAACGUGUACUUUUUGGGCCAAGGUGGAGGAAUGUCUAUUGUUUACUGCUGGAGGUGCGACAUUACUUUUAACCAUCCUGUGGAUUAUUGACACUUUUCACAGAGGUCACAAAAGAAUCAUGAGUUGUGAAAUCAUGAUUUAUAGAUAAAAAUGAACAUAUAAUAUUUUUUUUUAUAUUUAAUGCCCGUAAAUCCACGAGGAGAUGUUCACCAGAUAAACAUUGUUACAUGAUAACAUGGGAUUCACUGUCGGAGCGCUCUAUCUAAACGUAUCAUGAUGCCCAUUGAUUGUAUGAGAAGUUUACUUAACAUGCUUCUGGGAUGGUAGGUACCAGAUAAAAAUGACUACCAUUAUAUCAAUCCGUGUCCAUGGAUUGUAUGCUAAUCCUGCUGUGUUAUCCUGCUGCAGUUCUGUAACUCCAGCGUGGCAUCACCAAAAGUUAUAUUUUCAAUGGAUCUUCUGGGGAGACUUUUUUAAAGAUAUUCAGUGGGUCUAGGAACAUUUUCAUGACUUUAUAUCAGAAAUAAUUUAUAUUUUAAUGGCAAUUGAGAAGAAACGAGCAGCAUAAAUGGAAUAAAUCCAGAAACAGGCGCCAGAACCUGUUCCUACUAGAUCCGUGUCCUCAACUGAAACCCGAAUGAGACCAUGGCUAGUAUGGGCUAUAAAGUAACCUCUCCUCUUGGCAAUAAGGAUCUUCCAAUUUCUUUCCCUGCAUCCCUUGAAACGCAGGUCUCUUUAUUAACCCUCUCAGUCACUGAGGGCUUGAUUUAAUAAGUGUUCCAAAAGAUGAAAUACUAUUAGAAAGGUUUCCAAGUGAUUUAUUUGCAGAGGUCACCACUAAAGUCUAUAGGAAUUGUUUAAAAUAAAUCACUUGUAUUGAAUCAUUUGGGAAACUUAUGGAAUCGAUGCCUGUGUCCUUUAAGAGGAAUAGGCUCAAAUUAGUGAAGUUGUUAUGGUGCCUGGAAGUAACUGACAACAGCUUUCCUUCAGAGGAUAAACCAUUAAUGAAUAAUUUAUCCAAAAUGUCUUCUAUAUGGCUCUGUUCAAGUCUGCCCUCUCCAAAUGGACUUGAGUCUAAAUAUUGGAGCAGGAAGCCUUGGACUGGGCGCCACUGAAAGGCCGAUGAGUCAGUUAUCAGCGGCUCCAGGUCCAAAGCUUCCGAUUAAAACCUCGGACUGCGGCAGAUGGAGAUGGGCAGAGAAUUCGGGCAACGGAUUCAGCAAACAUUUUGUUAAUGGUUUAACUCCUAAAGGCAAGCCAGUGCCAGGGACCUACUGGCACCGAAUAAUCUAACUCCGGUAAAGUUGUUAUGGUGCAAAGAGCAUUUAUUUAAAAAGUGUACUGACCACUAGUGGUGGAUGCUUCCUUCAAACAUUUCACCUAGGCCGUGCGAUAGAUGAAGAUGGUCACUUUACCUCAUAUAGACAAACUGGGUAAUGUCAGAAAAAUAUUAAACUAUACAUAAACCAACUGUCACUGGGUUACAACAUCUAUCCAGGCCUUCCUCAAGGAUGCCAGCUGGUUCUACAUUAGGUUAUUUCCCAUGCUACUAAAAGGUUAACAAAGAGAAGUAUUUGGAUAAGUUUCUAUAGAUAGUAACAGUAUUGUUUAUUGUGUAUUUACGAGGAAUUUGCCAUUUUAAUAUGUUUAUAGGACGGGUUUCAGUGGUACUCAGAUUACAAAAUUCCAGGAGCUGCAAUGCUAAUUUAUACAUUGUUUUGUUACACUCCAGGCAGUCUUUAAUUUUAGUUUUAAAUGUGAAUCUCUUGUGAAAUGGGAUUCUGU